Messenger RNA from Rhipicephalus sanguineus (brown dog tick), 2364 nucleotides. RefSeq names its product large neutral amino acids transporter small subunit 1. Gene Ontology annotation, cellular component: membrane. Bases 1 to 1737 code for a protein of 578 amino acids. The transcript has 7 exons. The record is from RefSeq and is a predicted model, not a curated record. Gene Ontology annotation, molecular function: L-amino acid transmembrane transporter activity. Lineage: Eukaryota; Metazoa; Arthropoda; Arachnida; Ixodida; Ixodidae. Gene Ontology annotation, biological process: amino acid transmembrane transport.
AUGAACUUUAUUCGGGUCCUGAAGAUCAACCCUAAGUUGACGCAGGCGGCUGCUGGAAUGUUCAGUAGCGGGUUCGCACAUGCUCUGACCUGCAGAAAGAAAGCUCCCUCUGGUGAUGACUCACGGAAAGCGAAGCGGACCGAGUACCACGCUCUCAGCAGCAGGGAAGAUGUCGCGGCAAGAGCAGAGGACACGAGCUGCAGCCUCCUCCCUGAAGACGACCUGGACAGGCAGCGCGGGCUAACGCUCAAGAGGGAUGUGGGAUUGCUGAGCGGCAUCACAUUUCUGCUUGGUUCAAUCAUAGGCACAGGGAUCUUCAUAACUCCGGGGAACGUUCUCAAGAACUCAAAGUCUAUAGGCGUCGACCUUUCGUUGUGGGCCCUUGGAGGACUAAACGCAUUCAUAGGUGGGCUUUGCGCUGCCGAAAUGGGCGCACUACUACCGUCAUCUGGCGGCGACUACGCGUUCUACCUUGUCGCCGGCAGGCCGUACGGAGAGUAUGGCGACGUACCGGCCUUUCUUUUUGCCUGGACACUCUUUUUCAUGGAUCCUGCAACCACGACUAUACAAGGCCUGACAUUCGCGGCUUACGUGCUUAGCCUGCCGUACCCGGACUGCGCGCCGCCUUACGAAGUGAAAGUAUUGGUUACCUGCCUUUUCAUCACUUUCGCGACAGCGGUCAACUGCUUCUCGGUGAAGACGUCCACAAAAGUGCAAGAUGUCUUAUCCGGACUCAAGUGCGCUUUUCUCUACGCCGUGAUUAUUACUGGGGCAAUAUACUCAUUUUAUGGCAAGUUUAUAAUUCAACUAAAUCAAUUAGCUUCACUCACUGCGUUAUCAGGAAAUCACAUCUGGGAUUCACAGCCUUUGGGAAACCUACCCCCCUCGACCGGAGACCUCGCGUCGGCUAUGUAUUCUGCACUGUACUGCUACGGUGGCUGGAACGCCAUCAACUGCGUCGCCGAGGAAGUGAAGAACCCUGGCCGUAACAUUCCAAUCGCCAUUGCAGUUAGCGUCGCCCUCACUGCGACCAUAUAUUUACUAACUAAUCUCGCCUUCUUCGUCGUUCUGGACACGGACACCAUAGCGAGUGCCGACGCCGUCGCUGUCACAUUCGUACGCGCCACGUGGGGCCAAAGAAUGGCCAACGUCAUGCCCGUCGUAAUUGGGAUGACCGUGUUCGGGACGACCUGCGCCAACGUGGUGACUUCUUCGAGAGUGUUCUUCGCAGCCAGCCGCCAGGGUCACCUAGCCCGUGUCAUGUCAUACGUGCACGUCGACAGCUCCGUGCCGCUGCUAGCCAUGGUGGUCCGCUGCCUGUUGUCCCUGGCCUUUACCCUGGUCGGCUCGGUGCACUUCCUGAUCGAAGUGAGCAUCCUUCUGGGUAACGUACUCGACGCGGCGAGCGUCGCGAGCUUGCUCCUCCUGCGUCGCUCCAUGCCCGACGCCCCGAGACCCUACCGAGUGCCUACCGUCAUCGCUGUGCUAAGACUCGUCGUGUGCCUCGUUCUGGCCGCCAUGACACUCGUCCAAGUUCGGCGGUACGUGUACCAGUACGCGUUGGUGGCGAUAGCGUUCGCGACGGGGGCCGUCUACUACUAUCUCUUUGUGAGGAAGAAGUUCCGGCUUCGUGGAUGCGAGAGGAUCGCGGUGUUUCUGCAGAAGUGCUUCAAGUCGGCUCCAUGCUCUAAUGAAUUGGAAAGGCUCGAUGACUCUGUCGUUGUGGAAUGGAAGUAGUGCACGUGUGUGAAUAGUGUGAACUAGCUGGACGUACAUGGUGUGUAUUUAUUUCAAGAAAUGACAUUGAAUGCCCUAUUUUAGUAAGAUCUCAAUAUGAUUAGUGUUUUCUGAUAUCGCGGGACAAGUGCCUUUGUUAUCAUAAAACAGUCUUUCAUUUGAAACCACCGACAGUCACGCCACCUGUUGCGCACAAUAGUCGAGGCUGUUGCGCAUCGGAGUUGAGGCUGUUGUUUCAAAACUGUCUGCUCCCAUAAGAAUACAAGGCGCAGAAUUACAUAUGCUGGAAAAUAGGUGUAGAAUACAACAGCGCAUUUGUAACCGCAACAAAUGUACAGUGUGUGCGAAGUAUCUGGAAUACAUAUUUCUAUUGACGUAUAUAUACAUCGACAACCGUGUUGUGUCUAUACCCUCGAGUUUUUUUUUUCAUAACCUGCCUAUCAUACGACGUGUGCAAUAAUUCCAUAGUAGUUGCCUGUACCACACCAGCAUUGAUUUCUAUUGAGUGAUCAAGAAACGCUCAGCGCAAGGUUGACAGCAAUGUUGUAAUUUGGAAAGCCCAAUUAGUGCAAGAGCUCAACUUGGCGGAACGCUUUGCUUGGGCUUAAAUGGUGUGCCAAUACACUU